AUGAUGGCGAAUCCUUGGAAUAACAAUACCUGGCCGAUGCUAACCGCCGGCGAUGGCAAAUCGACCUCAUCCAAACACAAUCUCAGUCCCGAAAAUCUGAUCCAGCUUCACAGCUCCGAUAAUCCAGGGAUGAUACUCGUAUCACAUCCGCUGACAGCAAACAAUUAUCUUCCAUGGCGCAAAUCGAUGAUAAUCGCACUAGGAGCCAAAUCGAAGCUAGGAUUCAUCGACGGUAAGAUCUCAGAACCUGAUGAAAACGAUGAAAACUAUGAUGCUUGGAAGAAAACAGAUUAUAUGAUCAUUUCCUAG
Molecule: messenger RNA, 309 nt
Organism: Striga hermonthica
Lineage: Eukaryota; Viridiplantae; Streptophyta; Magnoliopsida; Lamiales; Orobanchaceae
Source: the annotation of a GenBank genome assembly